UUGCUGUAUUUGCCUAACCUUGCACCUUCAGAUUUCCACCUGUUUUUGGUCUUUUCAAAACUCAUUAAAUGUACAGACCUACACCUCUGAAGAGGAUGUAAGAAUUCAUAUGGAAGAGUUUUUCGCCUGUAAAGACAGGAAAUUCUUUGCACAGGGAAUAAUAUGAUCUGCUCACAAGAUGGCAGAAAACAACAAAAUGGUCGUGAAGAAAAUGGUGAUUAUGAAGACAAGAAACAACCGAAACAUAAUAAACAGGAAGGAAGAGAAAAUUCAACUGAUUACCUCUCUAUCUCUAAUAUUCAAACAUGGCCAGAAUAUUUUGUAACUUCCAUUUCUCCCCAAAAAAGUGAUAAAGAUAUUGUAGAGAAACAAAGUGGGUGGAGUGCAGGAGAUGAUGUUAAAAUAUACUCAGUGAAUCCUGACAUUAAUAAAAAAAUAUCAUUGCACAAAGGUGAUAUUACUAAGUUGAAGGUAGAUGUCAUUGUUAAUGCUGCUAACUCCUCAUUGCUUGGUGGAGGAGGAGGUAAGUUGAUGAGAUUUUGUAGGUGAAGGAGGGUAUUUUCAAC
Octopus sinensis (East Asian common octopus) is the source of this 566-nucleotide messenger RNA. RefSeq names its product ADP-ribose glycohydrolase MACROD1-like. Bases 163 to 549 code for a protein of 128 amino acids. Lineage: Eukaryota; Metazoa; Mollusca; Cephalopoda; Octopoda; Octopodidae. The record is from RefSeq and is a predicted model, not a curated record. The transcript is spliced from 5 exons.